UACCCUCCGCCUCCUCAGCAACAAGUAUACCCUCCGCCUCCCCAGCAACAUCAGGAACAGCAGCAGCAGCAUCACGUCUACACGCCGCAACCGCCGAGCGGGAACCGCGAAUUCGGAGGGUAUGCAGGCUACACCUCUCCAGUAGUUCCACCGUCGCCCGCAUCCGCCGCCGGAUCGUACCACACGCCGUCGCAGCAGGAGCAGCUCCAGCGCGCACAAUCCGUCGUCUCUAACGCAACAAGUGCCAGCGGCUACGCCGCACCGCCGCUUCCGCAGCAGCCAUUAACGUCCGCACACGCAUCGUCCGCGCCCCAGCGCACCCACUCGGUCGUAUCGAACUCCACGAGCGUCAGCGGCCUCAGCAGCAGCGGACCUGGCAUCUCCCGGCAAGGCACGCACCACUCUUCGCUGGCGGCGCACGGCGAAGCUAGUUUGCCGUCGUCGGCGCAUGGAGGGAUCACUGUCAACCCUGACAACACGCCCGCAAGUAGUAAUGACGUUCGGCCAUGGUUCGAUGCACAAUAGCGACCGCCCUGCGGAAGUAGAGACGGUGGCUACUGUGGAUACUGAGGUGGUGGUGGCGGCGGUGGCGCAGGAAGAGAUGAAUGGUAAGGUGGAGGAGAUGGAGAAGGCGGUGGCGGUGGCAGUGGCGGUUGAGGCGAGGAAGCGGGAAGAGGAUGUGGAUGUGGAUGUGGAAGAAGAGGCAGUCGAGGCGGUCGAGGAGGCGAAGAGUGUAAAGGGAGUGCUGGAACAGGUGAAGGAGCCGGCGGAGAAUGUGCACAGCGUGAAGAUACGGGAUGUACAGGAUCACGGGAAGGAUGACGAGAAGGAUGGCAAGAAGUAUAUGCACGCUAAGCACGAUGUUCAGGGCGGGCAGGAUGCACAGGAUGGGCGGGAUGGACAGGUAACGAGGGCCGAGGAUGUUUCCAUGGCAGUGGGAGUGGUGAACAAGGAGCUGGUGCAAGAGACAGCUCAGGAGCAGCCUGUCUCGGAGCCAGCGCCGACGACGACGGCGACGGGCAAGCAACUCCCUGCAGCAGCAGCGGCAGCAGCAGCAGCCGAACGAUCCUCUCCAGAGCAGCCCGCCGAGCCGAAAGCGGUAAUGAUCGAAGAAAAGAUCGCGGUGCACUACGAAGGCGACGACGGCAAGGAAGUUGUCAGCAACGGGCACUCACGGGGCCAGUCCGGGGCCGGCCUGAGCGACGAUGGCGAAGGAUACGCAAUGAGUAGUACUGCGUACCCGGGCUCUUGGGAGCCGGCUUAUUAUGGUUGGAGCUGAGGGGUUGCAGCUUGGUUACUUCUAAAGUUUUACAUUCUCUUGCUUCUGUUUUUUUUUUGGUGCGUUCCGCUCUGCGUCACUUUUGCCAAUUCCCUUCUCUUUUGUCUUGCUUGCUUGCUUGUUUGUUUGCUUUGUUUGUUUUGUUGAGCGUGGCGAUUGUACGUGCGUGGCGAUUGUAUGCGGGAGGAUAUACGUUUUGGGUCCUUAUCUAGCGGUGCUAACAACUGUGCUUAAUUGGUGUGAUUUUUCUUUUUGUCGGUCGAAUACUUUGUACACUACAUAUCGGAAGAAAGUUCUUGGAUACCCUACCUAUGA
Molecule: messenger RNA, 1594 nt
Organism: Tricharina praecox
Lineage: Eukaryota; Fungi; Ascomycota; Pezizomycetes; Pezizales; Pyronemataceae
Exons: 2
Coding region: 449-1279 (276 amino acids)
Source: RefSeq, a predicted model, not a curated record